AUGGCACGCAAGCGCUACCGCCAGCCUCGGUUCAGCUUAGCCGAAAUGCCAAGUUGUCUUGUCAGGUCUGUAAAUGCGUCCCGAUCUCGCAUGUCGGCUGUUUUUCCGCUGCUCGAGCGGUUCUACUCGUUUUUCCGCAGUCACUCGCUGCAUUUCCUCAAACCGGCGGGACGUUUGCAGUCUCUUGCACAAACAAACCCUCUCGAAGGCCAUUCAAUAAGUCGUCGAUCUUCCCACAUUCAUGCUUUGAGUCCUGGUCGUUCCGGUUUACUUGGUCUUCUGUCCCUUGUUGCUACACCUCCAGUAGGUUUUAUUCCUUUCUUUGCUCUACCGAAUGCAAUACAACCAGAAGUUGUAAAGGAAUGCAACCCAAUUUUCUCGUGUAGUCGACAGAAGAAUGCAAUUUUGUAA
This is a messenger RNA of Protopolystoma xenopodis, 411 nucleotides long. Lineage: Eukaryota; Metazoa; Platyhelminthes; Monogenea; Polystomatidea; Polystomatidae. The record is from the annotation of a GenBank genome assembly.